AUGGAUUCUUUACUGACAGCAGCUUCAACAACUUGUUCCUCAACUGAAAGAAUAAGCAAUGCUCUUGCGACACUCAGAAGUGAAAUGCUAGACCUCAGACAACAGGAUGGACAGUUGAUGAAACAGCUAUUGUGUAUCAACGAAAACAUCAAAAGCUUAUCUAAACGGAAGCCAGUUCAAAGAGGAUCUCUCAAGAAAAAAAUAAAUUUAUUAAAAGGACGACGGAGAUUCAUCAAUCGGAAUGACUCCAUUCCAGAAGAGGACAUUUCACUCAUGAAACAACGGGAAGAUCAAGAUGUCAUGACCAUUUGCAGCUUGAACACUACUUUGAGUGGAUCACUGUCCAGCAUCGAAGACGUAUCCAGCUGUAAAGAAGACUUGAGUAGUGCUGAUUCCGAUAGCGACGACAGUAUAUGUGGAAGAGAACCGAAUAUUUAG
Messenger RNA from Ylistrum balloti, 438 nucleotides. RefSeq lists its product as uncharacterized. The coding region runs from base 1 to 438 and encodes 145 amino acids. The record is from RefSeq and is a predicted model, not a curated record. Lineage: Eukaryota; Metazoa; Mollusca; Bivalvia; Pectinida; Pectinidae. The transcript is spliced from 3 exons.